This is a messenger RNA of Chlorella variabilis, 843 nucleotides long. RefSeq lists its product as hypothetical. Gene Ontology annotation, cellular component: SNARE complex; cis-Golgi network; Golgi membrane. Lineage: Eukaryota; Viridiplantae; Chlorophyta; Trebouxiophyceae; Chlorellales; Chlorellaceae. Gene Ontology annotation, molecular function: SNAP receptor activity. The coding region runs from base 1 to 843 and encodes 280 amino acids. Gene Ontology annotation, biological process: vesicle fusion; endoplasmic reticulum to Golgi vesicle-mediated transport. The transcript is spliced from 7 exons. The record is from RefSeq and is a predicted model, not a curated record.
AUGCCGCUGACCACGGAGUCGUCGCAGAAGGCGUGGGAUGACCUGCGGCGUGAGGCGCGCAAGAUGGAGAGCGAGCUGGACAUCAAGAUAGCCGCCUACGGCAAGCUGUGCUCCAACUACGAGUACGGCUAUUCCAAGGGCGAGAGCGGCAUGGCCACAGACCAGGCACGGCGCCCCGCUGACGCCGCCGCCCCUGCAGCACUGAAGCAGCAACUGCUCCUUGCUCUGCUGCUGCCGCUGCCGCUGCCGCUCUCUCGUCGAUACCGACACCCCACUUGUCUGCUGCAGACCAAGUGCGGGGAGAUAGAGCGGCUGCUGGCGCGGCUGAGCGACGCCAACGACGGUAUGCGCAGCACGCUCAGCGGCGGCGCCGACUCGCGCAGCCACACGCUGGCGCGGCACCGCGACAUCCUUCACGACUUCCAGCAGGCAGGGGCACAGGGAGAGGAGGCACGGGGCGAGUUCCGAAGGCUGCAGAGCAUGGUGGGCGCGGCGCGCGACCGGCUGGACCUGCUGGGCGGCGCCGCCGCCAGCCAGCACGCCGGGCUGCAGAGCCAGGGCAACGCGGGGCUGCUGCUGCGGGAGCGCGGCAUGCUGGCCUCCACCAACGCGGCGCUGGAUGAAGUGAUGGGCACCGCUCAGGCUGUGAGCAGCGGGCUGGGCCAGCAGCGCGGCAUGUUUGAGGGCAUCUCUGGGAAGAUGAGCAGCCUGGGGAACAAGUUCCCUGUGGUCAACACCCUGAUGAACGCCAUCCGUCGCCGCAAGAACCGGGACAAUCUGAUACUGGCGGCGGUGGUGGCAGCCUGCACGCUGUUCAUCCUUGUGUACUGGUGGAACAAGUGA